Messenger RNA from Dichomitus squalens LYAD-421 SS1, 273 nucleotides. RefSeq lists its product as uncharacterized. The transcript is spliced from 3 exons. Bases 1 to 273 code for a protein of 90 amino acids. NCBI's taxonomy places the organism in Eukaryota, Fungi, Basidiomycota, Agaricomycetes, Polyporales, Polyporaceae. The record is from RefSeq and is a predicted model, not a curated record.
AUGGGUUCCCAGCCGGGGUACAGCCCAAAUCAGUUUGGAGGACCCGUUGGUCCUCAGCCGGGAUAUCCUCCUGCUUCAACAAUGAACGCUAGCCCUGGCACACAAUACCAGCAACAACUUUUUGCGAUGUGCGCCCAGGGAAAUCAUGACGCGACGACCAAGUACGGUGUAGUCGGUAUAAUUCUUGCAGUUGUAUGUUUCCCUUGCGGUCUCUUUGCGCUUCUAUGCGACAGGGAGAAACGUUGUGUACGUUGCGGCGUUCGCGUUGCAUAA